Macrosiphum euphorbiae (potato aphid) is the source of this 321-nucleotide messenger RNA. The record is from the annotation of a GenBank genome assembly. Lineage: Eukaryota; Metazoa; Arthropoda; Insecta; Hemiptera; Aphididae.
AUGUGUGUAAAUCAUACAUGGAUUUAUCAAAAACUUCUAAAGAAAGAAUUUCAAUUUUGGAAGAAGAAUUUGAAAAUUAUCGGGUUAUACAAGCAAUGCAAAAAAACUAAGCCAGUCUUUAAUUUUAUCUCUAACCGUCAACAAGUGCCUAUUACAAGAACUUCGAACACUGACCACUGGAGACUCGGAGACCAGAAAACCAACGCCAACCCGACGCUGACUUCGCAGUGUAAACUGGACGAAGGUAGCGAUCCAAAUUAUAUCACCGAGCAGACCAGCGGCGAACGUCCGAUCCGACGAUACCAACUCGACGGUGACUAG